This is a messenger RNA of Papilio xuthus (Asian swallowtail), 964 nucleotides long. RefSeq lists its product as uncharacterized. The transcript has 7 exons. The record is from RefSeq and is a predicted model, not a curated record. NCBI's taxonomy places the organism in Eukaryota, Metazoa, Arthropoda, Insecta, Lepidoptera, Papilionidae. Bases 40 to 918 code for a protein of 292 amino acids.
AAGCUGCAAUUAUUUUGUACACAGACGAGACGAGCAACAAUGCAAGUGUUAUUUAUACUUUUUGCACUGAUCUGCGGAGCAUUUGGGGCAUGGGAAAGCGGACUGCGUGUCAGGUUUGGUGUCGGCAUGGCCAUUGGGACGGAAGCCUUCAUUCCGAUCCCGCGGACGUUGAGUGCGGCGAAGUCCCAAGGAUGGGCUAAGACAGCCCGACCGUCUGGGCCGUUGCCAAGCUUGGUCAUGUACUGUGCGGAUGACCGCAUGAUGUGCGCACUUUAUGAUCCAGAGGGCGUUGUUGCUGGAAUACAAAUCGCUAUAGCACAAAUCGACAUCAGCGGCUCGACAUUAAACUGGAAAACUCAAGGCUUUGUCGAAUGGACCGCGACAACCGCCGAUGGGACGAAACUCAAGUAUUGGGCGAUCCAGCAAUAUUUCGUCUCAAAAGCAACGUUAGACAUGAGCAAAGAAGAUCGUAUGAAGAUGACCAACUCCUCGUCUUUGCUGCGAGAGGGCGCUGUGUGGCUACCGGGCUUCAAUGGAAAGCUGAUGCGGAUCUCCGCGAAGAGCGCUGACCUUGAAAAGAGUUCCUUCACUAGACAAGCUUGCCUUCCUUUGAUGGGUCGUCACUAUUAUUACAAAAUGACACCAACAACGAGUUGCGCAUCCGACAAGUUGUUGCCAUGGUUCCCGAUCGCCCACUCCGGGCAGACAAUCGCCACCGGUCUCAUAUUGCACGGAAAACUCGCAUUCAACAAGAGGACUAAGAAGAAUUGGUUCGAAAACCCGGAUCGUGCUGCAGUUAAGGCUAUUGUUCCCAGAGGUCCACAAUGUCUUUACAACUUAGCUGACAACCCGGGAGUUGUGACCAUUCACAGUUACUAUGUGGAGGCACCCUGGACUAUUAAUUGUACUGGAAAUUAAUUCAUCCUCUAAUAACUGUCUGCAAUAAACUCACACGAUUUUUUUU